GAGAAAGUUGCCUCCUAUGCAGAUGGGAAGUGAUGGCUAUGAUGAGUGGGCCCUGGAGAUGUGAGACAGGGAAGUAAAAUGCACGCUUGCUGCCCCCCAGUAACUCUGGAACAGGACCUUCAAAGAAAAAUGCAUAGCUGGAUGCUGCAGACUCUAGCGUUUGCUAUAACUUCUCUCGUCCUUUCGUGUGCAGAAACCAUCGAUUAUUAUGGGGAAAUCUGUGACAAUGCAUGUCCUUGUGAGGAAAAGGAUGGCAUUUUAACAGUCAGCUGUGAAAACCGGGGAAUCAUCAGCCUCUCUGAAAUUAGCCCUCCCCGUUUCCCAGUCUACCACCUCUUGUUGUCUGGAAACCUUUUGAGCAGACUCUAUCCCAAUGAGUUUGUCAAUUACACUGGGGCUUCAAUUUUGCAUCUGGGUAGCAACGUUAUCCAGGACAUUGAGACCGGGGCCUUCCACGGGCUGCGGGGUUUGAGGAGAUUGCAUCUAAAUAAUAAUAAGCUGGAAGUUCUGCAUGAUGACACUUUCCUUGGUUUGGAGAAUCUGGAGUACCUACAGGUCGAUUACAAUUACAUCAGCGUUAUUGAACCCAAUGCUUUUGGGAAGCUGCAUUUGUUGCAGGUGCUUAUUCUCAAUGACAAUCUCUUGUCCAGUUUACCCAACAACCUUUUCCGUUUUGUGCCCUUAACGCACUUGGACCUACGGGGGAACCGACUGAAACUUCUGCCCUAUGUGGGGCUGUUGCAGCAUAUGGAUAAAGUUGUGGAAUUACAGCUGGAGGAAAAUCCCUGGAAUUGCUCCUGUGAGCUGAUCUCUCUGAAAGAUUGGUUGGACAGUAUCUCCUACUCGGCUCUAGUGGGGGAUGUGGUUUGUGAGACCCCCUUCCGCUUACAUGGCCGGGACUUAGAUGAGGUGUCCAAACAGGAACUUUGCCCAAGGAAACUCAUUUCAGACUAUGAGAUGAGGCCGCAGACGCCUUUGAGCACCACGGGGUAUUUAUACACCACUCCGGCCUCGGUGAAUUCCGUGGCCACUUCUUCCUCUGCUGUUUACAAACCCCCCUUGAAACCUCCUAAGGGGACCCGCCAACCCAACAAGCCCCGGGUACGCCCCACCUCUCGGCAGCCCUCCAAGGACUUGGGUUACAGCAACUAUGGGCCCAGCAUCGCCUAUCAGACCAAAUCCCCGGUGCCUUUGGAGUGUCCCACCGCGUGCACUUGCAACCUGCAGAUCUCCGAUCUGGGCCUCAACGUCAACUGCCAGGAGCGCAAGAUCGAAAGCAUAGCUGAGCUGCAACCCAAGCCCUAUAACCCCAAGAAAAUGUAUCUGACGGAGAACUACAUUGCCGUUGUGCGCAGGACGGACUUUUUGGAGGCGACGGGGCUGGACCUCCUGCACCUGGGCAACAAUCGCAUCUCGAUGAUCCAGGACCGCGCCUUCGGGGAUCUCACCAACCUGAGGCGCCUCUACUUGAAUGGCAACAGGAUCGAGAGGCUGAGCCCCGAGUUGUUCUUUGGUUUGCAGAGCCUGCAGUAUCUCUUCCUCCAGUACAAUCUCAUUCGAGAGAUCCAGUCUGGGACCUUCGAUCCGGUCCCGAACCUCCAGCUGCUAUUUCUAAAUAACAACCUCUUGCAGGCCAUGCCCUCAGGCGUCUUUUCUGGCCUGACCCUCCUCAGGCUGAACCUGAGGAGUAAUCACUUCUCUUCCUUACCCGUGAGUGGAGUUCUGGACCAGCUUAAGUCGCUCAUCCAAAUCGACCUCCACGACAACCCUUGGGAUUGUACCUGCGAUGUCGUGGGCAUGAAGCUGUGGGUCGAACAACUCAAAGUGGGAGUCCUGGUGGACGAGGUGAUCUGCAAGGCGCCCAAGAAGUUCGCGGAGACCGAUAUGCGCUCCAUUAAGUCGGAGCUGCUGUGUCCAGACUACUCAGACGUGGUGGUUUCCACACCCACGCCCUCCUCCAUCCAGGUCCCCGCGAAGACCAGCGCCGUGACCCCCACCGUCCGGGUGAACAGUAGCGGUGCCCUCGCUGGCUUGGGCGCGGGAGGAGGUGCGUCUUCCGUGCCCCUGUCGGUGUUGAUCCUCAGCCUGCUGCUGGUUUUCAUCAUGUCUGUCUUCGUGGCCGCCGGGCUCUUCGUGCUGGUCAUGAAGCGCAGGAAGAAGAACCAGAGCGACCACACCAGCACCAAUAACUCGGACGUGAGCUCCUUCAACAUGCAGUACAGCGUGUACAGCGGCGGCGGUGGCGCGGGCGGUCACCCGCACGCACACGUGCACCAUCGCGGGCCGGCUCUGCCCAAGGUGAAGACGCCCGCAGGCCACGUAUACGAGUACAUCCCACAUCCGCUGGGCCACAUGUGCAAAAACCCCAUCUAUCGCUCCCGAGAGGGCAACUCGGUGGAGGAUUACAAAGACCUGCACGAGCUCAAGGUCACCUACAACAGCAAUCAUCACCUGCAGCAGCAGCAGCAGCAGCCGCCGCCGCAGCAGCAGCAGCCCCAGCAGCAGCCCCCGCCGCAGCUGCAGCUGCAGCCGGGGGAAGAGGAGAGGCGGGAAAGCCAUCACUUGCGGAGCCCCGCCUACAGCGUCAGUACCAUCGAGCCCCGGGAGGACCUGCUGUCCCCAGUGCAGGACGCCGACCGCUUUUACAGGGGUAUUUUAGAACCAGACAAACACUGUUCCUCUACGCCCUCCGGCAAUAGUCUCCCGGAGUAUCCCAAAUUCCCAUGCAGCCCCGCUGCUUACACAUUCUCCCCAAACUAUGACCUGAGACGUCCCCAUCAGUAUUUGCACCCGGGGGCAGGGGACAGCAGGCUGCGGGAACCGGUGCUCUACAGUCCCCCCAGUUCGGUCUUUGUAGAACCCAAUCGGAACGAGUAUCUGGAGUUAAAAGCAAAACUAAACGUUGAGCCGGACUACCUCGAAGUGCUGGAAAAACAGACCACAUUUAGCCAGUUCUAAAAGCAAAGAAACUCCCUUGGAGCUUUUGCAUUUAAAGCAAAGAAGCAAGGAGACACACACGUUGAACACAUUCGACUAAUUGUGUUGUUUCAACGUUUAGGGUGAAGUGCCUUGGCACGGGAUUCUCAGCUUCGGCGGAAGAUACUGAAAGGGUGUGCAAUUUCCUUUUAAUUUUACACGCGGGAAAUAUUUGUGUAAACUGGGCACAUGGCUUUUCUCUUCUUGCGUGUGGGGAAGGAGGGUAAAAGGGCUUUAUGGAGGGCAGUUUGCUGCGCGGGACUUGUUAAAGGUCUUAGUCAUUUGUAGUGUUUGGAAGUGUUAAGAAUGGUAGAAGAUGGCAGCGCAUAGAUUCUCCUCUGCCUCUUUUGCUCCCUUUCCCAUCUCCCCUUUUAAACCAUGGGUGGGUCUAAAUGGCUUUUGUGGAGAGGUUAGCACACUCCAACUUUAAGUGAAGUUUGUUUUCUCCCCUGUCCCCGCCCUCCUCUCCCUCAUUUCUUCCCUUUCCUUUUAAAGGAUGUGUUUGUAUGCAUUCUGGACAUUUGAAUUAAAAUCAAAAGUAUUGUGAUCUUGAAAAGGAUCACCAUAGAUGUGGACAAAUCAUUAAAAUUACAGAGCUAUAUGAUCCAUAAUUGAUUAGUCUCAAAAUAACUUAUUGAUGAAAUAUACAAAUAUUUUAUUGUAGCACCUAUUUUUAUAUGCACAUUUAGCAUUUCUCUUUCCUUCACUAUUUAGCCUAUGAUUUUUGCAGAGGUGUUGCACUAUAUUAGGAGCUGUAUUCCCAAAACUGAAGUGAUGUCAAAAUGGCAUUUAACAUCAUUGAAAAUGUGGAUAAGUUAUGGAAAAAUCUUAAAAUGCCAAUGCAGCCCACUCAGUUGGAUCUGUACUUUUAAAAAAUUGAUUGUAUCCCAAUAUAUAAAAGAAAAUCUUUUAGGGCAAAUAAUUGGGCCAUGUAAGUGAGAAUAAUGUGGAAGUUUUUGGUUUUAUUAGAAAAGAUUUGAAAGUAUUUUUAUUAGUCAACCAAAAUGAUGUAUUGUUUUGACUACUAUUGUAGCCGGUUUUUUGAUUGUUUAACCAAACCCAGUUGCAUUUGUACAGAUCCACGUGUACUGGCAUCUCCUUGGAAGACCAAAUGAUGGACUGUACAAAUCUCUAUACAAUGUCUUUAUCCCUCUGGGCAGCAAGCAAUGAUGAUAACCAUUACCAGGAUCUCUGUAAGAUGGGGCUACUGUUGUUACAGUCUCAUAUGUAUCCCAGCACAUGUAAUUUUUUAAAAUAGUUUCUGAAUAAACACUUGUUAACUAUGUCAAAUCUGAGGGAUUGAAGUAUGAUUCCUUGAGGUACAAAAGGCUUAGCUAUGUGUGAUUGACUGAAUAUCCAAUAUGCACGAUUUAGGCAAUAGUAGCAAACUUCUAUUACAAAUAGAAAAAAGUUUU
Messenger RNA from Choloepus didactylus (southern two-toed sloth), 4391 nucleotides. RefSeq names its product SLIT and NTRK like family member 5 (gene SLITRK5). Gene Ontology annotation, molecular function: protein binding. Gene Ontology annotation, biological process: axonogenesis; regulation of presynapse assembly; positive regulation of synapse assembly. Bases 79 to 2958 code for a protein of 959 amino acids. Gene Ontology annotation, cellular component: membrane. The transcript has 3 exons. The record is from RefSeq and is a predicted model, not a curated record. NCBI's taxonomy places the organism in Eukaryota, Metazoa, Chordata, Mammalia, Pilosa, Megalonychidae.